AUGAAUGUUACUGGUAAUACUGAUUCACAAGAUGAAAGUCAAGAAAUUGACAGUCAACAAAAUAAUGACAUUGAUUCAUGUUAUACGCAAGGCGAUAAAGAAGAUGAAGAAGAAGAAGAAGAUGAUGAUGAUGAUGAUGAUGAUCGCAAAUCAACUAGCGAAUCAGAAGAUGAUAAUUCUUUGAUAAUAUAUGAAGAUAAUUUUCAAAUAGGAAUCAAUACUGAUUCAAACGAAGAUGAAGGUUUAUCAGCAGGGAAACCAGAUCAUCGCAUUCAAUUAGUCAUAGAAAAAAGCCGACAUUUAAUCAAUAUGAUACAAGACUGUUCAAUUUUAUCAUCUUUCUUAAAUAAAAUAAAAGAACAACACAAUCAAAAUAAUAUAAAUAAGCAGACCAGACGAUCGUUAGUUAUUGAUGUACGCACUCGUUGGAAUUCGACUUACAAGAUUCUUGAAACAUUGAAUAUGCAUCGAAGUUUGAUUAAUGAAUUAUUUCAAAACAAAACAAAUUUGAAUAUAACAAAGCAACAGUUGCAUAGACUUAGUUCUUACGAAUUUAGUAGUGAUUGUUGGCAUACGGUCGAAAUGCUCAUAAAAGUGCUCAAGCCUUUCUACAGGGGAGCGAAAGUUCUUAGUGAAUUUCUAUCUGUUUGUGGUCCAACAGAUGACCCACUAUUAGUUAACAUGAAAAGAUGUUUAUUGAAGAAGAUGGCCUAUUACGAUUUGCAAGAUUCUUUACAAUCAAAAGUCAUCCAAUGCUUGAAUACCAAUAGUAAUUCAUUCACGAAAGAAAAAAAGUCCAAAAAAUCUUUGAUCGAUUAUUUUGUUGAUUCAUUGGAUGGCGAAGACGUUAACGAUCACCCUCACUCAUCUACAACUAUAACAAAAGUAUUGAAUGAAGAAUUUAAAACGUAUAAAAAAUUAGCUGCUCAAUUUGUAUCAACGCCAGUCGAUCAAUAUGAUCCGCUUUUGUUUUGGAAACAGCACUGUUUUGCAUUACCAAAUUUAGCAACAUUAGCUCAAAAGUAUUUAGCUUCUCCUAGCACUAGUAUUAAAUCUGAAUCAGCAUUUAGUAUUUCUGCGUACUACGGACGUAAGCAACGUGCUCGUCUUUCUUCGGAUAAUCUUAGUUAUUCUGUAUUUCUCAAAGAUAAACUAUCUAGUGAAGGUAAAUAA
Adineta ricciae is the source of this 1173-nucleotide messenger RNA. The record is from the annotation of a GenBank genome assembly. Lineage: Eukaryota; Metazoa; Rotifera; Eurotatoria; Adinetida; Adinetidae.